Molecule: messenger RNA, 3226 nt
Organism: Mauremys reevesii (Reeves's turtle)
Lineage: Eukaryota; Metazoa; Chordata; Testudines; Geoemydidae
Gene: PIP4P1
Product: phosphatidylinositol-4,5-bisphosphate 4-phosphatase 1
Exons: 7
Coding region: 166-1020 (284 amino acids)
Biological process (GO): phosphatidylinositol dephosphorylation
Cellular component (GO): phagocytic vesicle membrane; lysosomal membrane; late endosome membrane
Molecular function (GO): phosphatidylinositol-4,5-bisphosphate 4-phosphatase activity
Source: RefSeq, a predicted model, not a curated record
GGCCGCCGCCAGUCAAUGAGAGGACGGCAUGGGCUCACGUGACGCUAGGGUAGCGUGAGGGCUACCCCGUUGCAUUUUGGCCAAUAGGAGGCCGCCCCCCUCACGUGACCCAGAACGUCACUGCGGGAAGCCGGGGACGGGCGCUACGGCAGCCGGGAAGCGGCGAUGUCGGGGGACGGCGAACGCUCCCCGUUGCUGCCCGCGGAGCUUGGCGAGCCGGGCACUGCCGGGGCGGGCGGGACCCUGGCCGGGCCUGGCGGGCUCGUGCCCUCCGCGCCGCUCCCACCCUACGGGGGCCCCGCGGCAGGGAAGCCGGCCCCGCCCCAUGGCUUCCCACCGUUCCCAGACGGGCAUCCAGCUGUGCUGCCCGGCGAGGACCCCCCGCCCUACUCCCCCAUGGCCAGCCCCGACAGUGGCAGCGCCCCCAUGAUCACCUGCCGCGUCUGCCAGAGCCUCAUCAACGUGGAGGGCAAGAUGCACCAGCACGUGGUGAAGUGCAGCGUCUGCAACGAGGCCACGCCGAUCAAGAACGCUCCCCCAGGGAAGAAGUAUGUGAGAUGUCCCUGCAACUGCCUGCUGAUCUGCAAGGUGACGUCCCAGCGCAUCGCCUGUCCCCGGCCCUACUGCAAAAGAAUCAUUAACCUGGGCCCGGUGCACCCGGGGCCCCUGAGCCCUGAGCCUCAGCCUGUGGGAGUGCGGGUCAUCUGUGGGCACUGCAAGAAUACUUUCCUGUGGACAGAGUUCACAGACCGCACCUUAGCCCGCUGCCCGCACUGCCGCAAAGUCUCCUCCAUCGGGCGCAGGUACCCCUGGAAGAGAUGCAUCUGCUGCCUCCUCCUGGGUGUCGUAGUGGCUGUAGCUGCCACAGGCCUAGCGUUUGGCACAUGGAGGCACGCCCGGCGGUACGGCGGGAUCUACGCCUCCUGGGCGCUGAUCAUUCUGCUGGCCGUGCUGUGUCUGGGCCGGGCCAUGUACUGGGCCUGCAUGCGAGUCAGCCACCCCGUCCAGAACUUCUCCUGAGCCGCCCCUGCCGCGCGGAUCAGCCAGCUCCUGCCCAGCCCCCUGGUCCGCUCCUGUGCCUCUCGCCUUGCUCCUGCUCCCCUCCCAUCCUGCCGGAGCCUGAGCAGGAGACCCCCACGGGACGGGACCAAUGGCGGCGGCUGCGGUGGUCUCAAGGGCAAGGGGCCCGCCAGCCCAAGAGGGCAGCUGAACUCUGGUAGUUCUGUCUGGACCAACCCGAGAGGGAGCUGGAUUCCAGUGGCUUGGCUGGGACCCACCACCCAGGAGACCGGGAACCCACCCAGCCAAGGGACACUGGGUGACAGAGAGAGGACACCCCCGCUCCCCUCCCCAAGGGAGACUGGAUGAUGGAGCUGGGACCCACCACCCCAGAGACCCCACACACCCAAAGGACACUGGACGAUAGAGCUGGGACCCACCACCCCAGAAACCCCACGCACCCAAGGGACACUGGAUGACGGAGCUAGGACCCCCCCACCCAAGGGACACUGAACGAUGGAGCUGGGACCCACCACCCCGGAGACCCCACGCGCUCAAGGGACACCGGACGAUGGAGCUGGGACCCACCACCCCAGAAACCCCACGCACUCAAGGGACACUGGAUGACAGAGCUAGGACCCCUCCACCCAAGGGACACUGGACAAUGGAGACGGGACUCACCACCCUUGAGACCCCAUGCACCCAAGGGACCCUGGACAAUGGAGUUGGGACCCACCAUCCCCUCCCAAGGGACACUGGACGAUGGACCUGGGACCCACCACCCCGGAAACCCCCCGCACCCAGGGGACACUGGAGCUGGAACCUCCUCCCCUCUCCACAACACCCUCUGCACCCAAGGGACCCUGGCUGACAGAGCGGCAACCCAGUGCCCAGGAUGAGGUGGCCGCUUAGUCACUGAGCGUCCCACAUCCGUCCUGAUGGGGGCACUGCCAUGCCCAGCACCUCCUUGGUCUGCAGGGAAGUGGCGUGGGAGGUGGCCCCACAGUGGGGGGGCAUUGAGUACAUUCUGGGGGGGUGGGACCCGCUGGGGAGGGGAGCUGACACCGGGGGAUGAGAAGGAUUCAGCUCACUGCUGCUUCAUGAUGGGGUCACCUCUUAGACCACCAUUCACCCCACUGAUCUGUGCUCUGUCAGCCAUGCCCCCCGCCUCCCAAGCCGGCCUGUCCCUGCCCUGGGGCCACAUCGGAGCUGGCGCCUCCUAGAGGGGACAGACCCCAUGUCCCGUUCCCUUCCUCACUGACCCAGCCUGUCCCUGCCCUGGGGCCAGGUGGGAGCCGGCGCCUCCUAGAGGGGACAGACCCCAUGUCCCGUUCCCUUCUCACUGACCCAGCCUGUCCCUGCCCUGGGGCCAGGUGGGAGCCGGCGCCUCCUAGAGGGGACAGACCCCAUGUCCCGUUCCCUUCUCACUGACCCAGCCAGUCCCUGCCCUGGGGCUAGGUGGGAGCCGGCGCCUCCCAGAGGGGACAGACCCUGGGCCCCUUUCCCUGCCCCCCCCCGAGCCAGCCAGUGUCCACCCUGGGGCUGGAUGUGAGCCAGGGCUGCCUAGAGGGGACAGGCCUGUGCCCCUGCUCUGUUUAGGGACCAAAGGUAACUUUUAUUUGGGUGGGGGAGCUGGGGGGGGGGCAGCCCCUGUCCCAAUCCCAAUCCUCCCCCCGGCAGGGGCAGCUGGGGGUGCUGUCUCUGCUGCCCGGGGGGAAGCUGCUCUGGGUUUGCUCUCUUCCCCCCCCCACCUCCCCGCCCGGCUGCUCUGGUUCUUUGCACAUUCCUGGGGGUGGGGAGCCAAUGGGUAAUAGCCCCCUUGCAUGGGGGCCCUGAGCCUUCCCAGCAUGCCUGUGAGCUCCCCCCCCCCCCAGGGCCACCCCUUCCCAUCCAGCCCCUCACCCCCCCCUUGGGCUGAUGGCUGCAGCCUGGGGAGCAGAGCGCUGCCCCCAUUGCUGCAUGGGGUGUGUGAUACUAACUCAGUCCCCUCUCGACACGCCUCUUGGCUGGGCCCUGCCUCCUCGGGGGUGUGGUUUGAGGACCCCCAGGGGGCUGCAGGGGACCAGGGGGAGCUCCCCAGAGGGCUGGUGAUGAGGGGCGCCUGGUGCUGGCCUCCCGCUCGGGGAGGGAGAACGGAACAUCUCCGGCCUUGGUUCUUCAGGGAUCUUUGCGGGGUGGGACGGGUUCAUCCCCUUUGCUGGGGCUCCUCGCUGCUCUGGCUUGUACA